AUGGCUGACUGGGGCGAUAUAGCUCAAACCAGUAGGGUAAAUGAUAAUUCCCAGGGUAAUGGCGGGAAUUUUAACCCGCAGAACAAAGUAUGUGACUUCUGCAAAUAUGUUGGUCAUACCAGGGACCAGUGCUUCAAGCUUAACCGUCCAAGUCGAGGGGAACGUGCAAGAUACAGAAAAAAGAAAAGACAAAAACGGACUGACGGCCAGAAGCUUCCGAAGAAAGAUGCUUAUCUUGAGAUGUGCAAGAUAAUUUUGGCGCCUGAAUCCUCACACGAAGAAUUACUGCACUAUACACGUGAUUCACCGCCUCAUGUCAGAGAGGUUCACCAGGAAAACCUUGAGGAGGAGUUUAAAGUAAUCAAUGGCAUAUUGGGCCAAUUUAACUUUGCAUCCGUGGAUACAGAGUUCCCUGGUUCUCCUUAUAGUCCUGGUGUGAAAACCGAGAACAAGUUAGAUGCUGCUUACUCUUCAUUGAAGAAAAAUGUGGAUGCACUUCACUUGAUUCAGCUAGGGGUCACAUUUUCUGAUAGACAUGCAAAAAUCUUGCUGCAGGUGAAGAUCAUGCCAAUGGUAACCCUGCAUCUUUAG
Molecule: messenger RNA, 591 nt
Organism: Oldenlandia corymbosa var. corymbosa
Lineage: Eukaryota; Viridiplantae; Streptophyta; Magnoliopsida; Gentianales; Rubiaceae
Source: the annotation of a GenBank genome assembly